CCACCCGAUCCAUACGGACAUAAAUGCUACACUUGACCAAAAUCAAUCGGCUCAAGCUUGCUACAAGCUCGAAAAAACAUGAAUGCUUUCGCUUCUCCGGCAUCUCUGACUUCAGUCGUCCCCGUCUUCUUCCUCUUUCUGAUCCUUUUCAUUACACAUCCAGUGCAUUCUGAACGCUGCACCCUGUGCAGCGAGGCCUUCAUGAUGACAGCAAAGCACCGGAACGUCACAUGCCGCAGGAAGCUGAUGACGCUGGAUGCCGAGCUCGGGUGGCGUGUGUCUAGCUUCAACAGCCAGUGGACACGGAUCGACGUUGUGUUCGGGGCUAGGCUGAGGUCCGACACCGGGUGGCUCGCUUGGGGCGUCAACCCACUCCCCAAGCCCCAGAUGAUCGGGACCAGAGCCGUCAUCGGCAUCCGGCAGCCCAAUGGCACCCUAUCGACCAAUACGUACAACAUUACCAGUGACACCAAGAUGGGGUGCCACCUCCUGCCGACAGCAGUAGACGUCGAGGUCAGGGACACAGAAGCAUCCUACAUCGAGGAGGAACAGUACUUCACGCUGUCGGCAACGGUGAUCGUCCCAGACUCAGGAUACAACAUCUCGAAGCUUAACCAUGUGUGGCAAGUCGGAGAGGAGGCGGACGGAAUGGAGCCGAAGAAGCAUCCAAUGACACUCCAGAAUUUCGACAGCACAGAGACCCGGAAUCUCUGGUCCGGCGAGAGUGAAGAUGUUGGGCGGAAAAACCAUCAAAGCUACCUCAGAAAGGUGCAUGGUAUCCUGAACAUGAUUGGAUGGGGCACGUUCCUGCCUAUCGGGGUGAUAAUAGCGCGUUACUUUCGGAAACAUCCCUUCCAUUUGAAGAACUGGUGGUUCAAGAUUCAUGUCAUGUGUCAAAUCCUAGGCUACUUUGUCGGAACUGCAGGAUGGGCGAUUGGCUUGAUCCUUGGAACCAAGUCCCCAUACUAUAUCUUCCAUGUUCACCGGUGGCUGGGCAUAUUCAUUUUCACCUUCACGACUUUGCAAAUGCUUGCAUUGCGACUGAAGCCGAGCGUAAACGAUGAAUACCGCAAGUAUUGGAACAUGUACCAUCACUUGUUAGGCUAUGCUUUGCUCGCAGUGAUCAUCCUGAACAUGUUCCAUGGAAUCGCUAUACUCAAGCCAGACAAUGCUGUCUGGAAUUGGGUCUAUAUCGGGAUUCUCGUGCUCUUAUCUGGCGUCGCGCUAAUACUGGAGAUUCACACAUGGAUUAAGUUUCUCAACGACAGAAAUGGGAGUAAAAAAUAAACAAAGUAAUCACAGGAGCACAGCCGUACAAUGAGAUGGAGAAUGAAGAGCCAAGAUCAUCGAUGGAAGAGGGAAAAUUUUCCAUGUGUUAGCUUGCAGAGUUUUUUUUUUCCCCCCUUAAUUUCGUGUGUGUUUUCAUGUGACGCUUUCAAACGACACAAGCAGCACCUCCCGAUUGUUAAAACUACAUUUCCUCUUAUAUGUUGGAGCCGCCGGGGUCACAUAGGUUAAUUUUUCUUUUUUAAUCAUACUAGCAGUUUUAUUCGCUAUUUGAAGCGUGAUUGUAAUAUGAUGUAACGGCCGUAACUCGUCCUGAUUUGAGUUGAACUUGAGAUCUAAUUAGUUACUAUUUCUCAGAAGUUUGUAAUCUUUAUUGUGAGAUUUUUAUUCAGAGGAAGUGCGUUUGGAUUGA
This is a messenger RNA of Punica granatum (pomegranate), 1699 nucleotides long. NCBI's taxonomy places the organism in Eukaryota, Viridiplantae, Streptophyta, Magnoliopsida, Myrtales, Lythraceae. The record is from RefSeq and is a predicted model, not a curated record.